This is a messenger RNA of Dermacentor albipictus, 5342 nucleotides long. RefSeq names its product oxoglutarate dehydrogenase Nc73EF (gene Ogdh). Gene Ontology annotation, cellular component: mitochondrion; oxoglutarate dehydrogenase complex. Gene Ontology annotation, molecular function: thiamine pyrophosphate binding; oxoglutarate dehydrogenase (succinyl-transferring) activity. Gene Ontology annotation, biological process: tricarboxylic acid cycle. The record is from RefSeq and is a predicted model, not a curated record. Lineage: Eukaryota; Metazoa; Arthropoda; Arachnida; Ixodida; Ixodidae.
UAACGCGAGCGGCAACUGCAGCGGCUGUAGCGGGCUCUUUGCGCCAGGCGGUGCGUGCGCGAGUUUUGGGUCCGUGUCCGCUAGUUGGGGGGUUGCGGACCAUCCAUUCAUUCGGCAGCGAUGGAUCGAGCGAGGACUCUGGCCGCGUUAUUGACGCCGCUCACCCGGGCCUUGCUGUCCGGAAGGUGCGGGGCCGCGCGUCUGGCAAGCACUGGCCACUUCGGCGUUCACCUGCUCAAGGUGCCCGCGCGAGGCUAUGUGACCCGCGCUGCAGCCGAGCCGUUCCUCAGCGGCAGCUCUUCUGUAUACGUCGAGGAGAUGUACCGAGCCUGGACCGAGAACCCAAACUCCGUGCACAAGUCAUGGGAUGCCUUUUUCCGGGCUGCGACGGCUGGGCUAGGCCCAGGCGAGGCUUACAGCUCUCCUCCUGCCCUGGCUUCAGCUAUGACCACAGUGGCCGUGCCUCGCGUAGGUCCUGCAACAAUGCCGGCACCCAGCCCGUCCAAACUUCCAAGCACACAGGUGGCACCGAGGGACAUCGAUGAUCACCUUUCUGUUCAAGCGAUCAUUCGGUCCUACCAGGUAAGGGGACACCUGGCUGCCUCGGUUGACCCUCUUGGAAUCGUCAACCCCAGCUCACACUCGCCCCUAAAUCGAGAGCAGCUGCAUUCGCCCGAGGUGGUGCUUCGAAAUUACAAGCUAGAGGAGAAAGACAUGGAUCGCCUGUUUAAGCUUCCUGCAACCACAUUCAUUGGUGGUGAGGAGAGCAACCUGCCACUGCGGGAGAUACUGCGGCGACUGGAGAAUGUGUACUGCACAAGUAUUGGUGUGGAAUACAUGUUCAUUAAUGACCUGGACCAGUGCAACUGGAUUAGGGAGAAGUUUGAGUCGCCUGGUGUCAUGCGGCUCAGCAAGGAUCGCAAGCGCCUGCUGCUGUCGCGUGUUGUUCGAUCCACUAAAUUUGAAGAGUUUCUGGCCAAAAAGUGGGUUUCAGAGAAGAGGUUUGGAUUGGAAGGUUGCGAGGUGCUCAUCCCUGCCAUGAAAACCAUAAUUGACCGCUCAAGUGAGCUCGGCAUUGAAAGUAUCGUGAUGGGUAUGCCUCAUAGGGGUCGCCUGAAUGUCCUGGCAAAUGUUUGCCGAAAACCUCUUGAACAGAUCUUCACCCAAUUCAGUGGACUGGAGCCUGCUGAUGAGGGCUCUGGGGAUGUGAAGUACCACCUCGGAAUGAGCCAUGAGCGUUUGAACAGAGUGUCAAACCGAAAUAUCAAGCUUGCCGUCUGUGCCAACCCUUCGCAUCUGGAAGGUGUGGAUCCAGUGGUCCAAGGCAAGACUCGUGCUGAGCAGUUCUACCGGGGGGACACUCAAGGCAAGAAGGUGAUGAGCAUCCUUUUGCAUGGAGAUGCAGCCUUUGCUGGCCAGGGAGUGGUCUACGAGACCUUCCACUUGAGUGACCUGCCAGACUACUCCACCCAUGGCACCAUUCACAUAGUCGUCAAUAACCAGAUUGGCUUCACCACUGACCCCCGGGUGGCACGUUCAUCUCCCUACUGCACGGAUGUCGCUCGUGUGGUCAAUGCACCCAUCUUUCAUGUGAAUGCUGAUGAUCCUGAAGCUGUCGUGCAUGUGUCAACAGUGGCGGCUGAGUGGCGCAGUCGCUACGGGAAGGAUUGCGUCAUUGACCUGGUGGGCUACCGACGCAAUGGCCACAACGAGGUGGACGAACCCAUGUUCACACAGCCUCUCAUGUACACCAAGAUUCGCAAGCAGGCAACCCUCCUCGACAUCUACUCACGCAAGUUGCUCGACGAAGGCGUUGUCUCUGAGAAAGAGAUUGAGGAGGAAAAGGAGCGGUACGAAAGCAUCCUGGCAGAGGCUUACAAGAACGCCGAGAAAGAGGACAAGUCCUACAACCGGGACUGGCUUGAUUCGCCCUGGAGUGGUUUCUUUGGGGACCGUGAUCCUAUCAAGUGUGACCCGACGGGUGUGCCCGAAGAUGUCCUUCAGCACAUAGGCACGGCAUUCAGCUCACCCCCGCCGGGCAACUUCAAGAUCCACCCAGGCUUGCGCCGUAUCCUCAAGGCGCGUGCUGAGAUGGUUGAGCAGAAGACGGUCGACUGGGCCUUGGGCGAGGCCAUGGCCUUCGGUUCCCUGCUCAAGGAGGGCAUCCAUGUGCGCCUCAGCGGGCAGGAUGUUGAACGGGGCACAUUCAGUCACCGGCAUCAUGUGCUGCACCACCAGACGAUCGACAAGACGACCUACCGACCCCUGUGUCACCUUUGGCCAGACCAGGCACCCUACACCGUCUGCAACAGCUCCCUAUCUGAGUAUGGCGUACUUGGCUUUGAGCUGGGAUUCUCGAUGACCAACCCUAAUGCGCUGGUGAUGUGGGAGGCCCAAUUUGGGGACUUCAUGAACACUGCUCAGUGCAUCAUCGACCAGUUUAUCAGCAGCGGGCAGGCCAAGUGGGUCCGGCAGAGUGGCCUCGUCAUGCUUCUGCCCCAUGGCAUGGAGGGCAUGGGUCCUGAGCACUCAAGUGGCCGGCCUGAACGUUUCCUCCAGCUCUGCAGUGAAGAAUCUGAUGUCUUUCCGACCAUCGACGAGGACUUUCCCAUGCGUCAGCUGAACGACAUCAACAUGAUCGUUGCCAACUGCACGACGCCUGCCAACUACUUCCAUGUGUUGCGGAGGCAGAUUGCCUUACCCUUCAGGAAACCACUCAUCCUUCUGACACCAAAGUCACUGCUCCGGCAUCCAGAGGCCAAAUCACAUUUCAGUGAAAUGACUGAAGGUACAUCGUUCCUGCGGCUCAUCCCAGAUAGCGGCCCAGCUAAGGACAACGCAUCGGCCGUGCGCCGCCACCUUUUGUGCUCGGGCAAGGUGUACUACGAACUCACCAAAGAGCGCAGGACACGCAAUCUUGACUCUGAAGUGGCCAUCACACGUGUUGAGCAGCUCUGCCCAUUCCCGUUUGACCUGGUGAAGCAGGAGGUUGACCGGUACCCCAAUGCCGAGAUCUCCUGGGUCCAGGAGGAGCACAAGAAUCAGGGCUUCUGGUACUUUGUCCAGCCACGGCUGCAGACUGUGGUUGCCCACCAAAAACCCAUCCAGUACGUGGGCCGUGCUGUCUCUCCCUCAACAGCGACGGGCAGCAAGCACACACACAAGAAAGAGUCUGAGAAGCUUCUCAAUGACAGUUUUGCUUGAGUGGGCUGUCUUGGUUGAAAAUGAGAGAGGGGAGAAGAACCUUUAUGUUUAAAUCCAAGUCAAGAUAAGGAAGUGGAUGACAGAGCUGCCACUGUUGACCGUUCUUUUUGUAUCCGAGACACGCUUCUUGCAUUAGAAAAUUGGCCUUUUAUGUUGCUGCAGCUUUCAUGAACGGCACCAGCACAUCUUGGCAGUUACAGGGGCCUUCGCUAGCUCUGUGCACCACAUGCUGCAAAGUAGAUCUGAUUAAACGGCCAUAUCUCCUGCACAGCAGGAUAAACUCUUGCGUACUGUUCAAGCAGUUUGGUUUUGUUCUGUUGCGGGAGUGGGAGGAGCAGGAUACGAGAACAGCAGCCUGAUUUCAUGUCAUGUUUAAAAGAAUGUUCUUGCACAGUAUGUUUCUCAUUGUGCACUAAGAGCGCAGUCUCUUGUCAUGCAAACUUCUCCCUGUAAAACACCAGUGUUUUGUAAUUAUUGCAGUGGAGAUUUGCCAGACCUGGAGUGCAUAGCAACAAAUGUGACCAGUCUUUGAAGAUGAGGCCCUCCCAUCUUAAAUGGUUGCUUCCUUGUAUUAGUGUGUUGUGUGGCCUUUGUUAUGCAGCAAACUUGUUUCUGCUCACUGCUGUUAUGUGUGAUGCUAAACGUGUGGUCAGCAAACUUGUUUUUGGAGCAGAUGUACUGGAUAAUUGCUGAUGGGCACUUGAGGUGCACUUGAGCUGUGGAACAGCAGAGUAAAAGCAAGUAGUAUGGUGGAAUUUGCUGUUCUUUUGGUUAGAUAACUAUGUUUUUAAGUGCUGUGGCUUCCUCUUUAGUUCAACACCGUUGGAAAAGGUGUGCAGAAAGUGAUGUGAGGCACGAGCUUGUGCUUUGUUGGAAGUAGCUGCUUGCUUUUUUACUUGGUUAUGUCUCAAGGCUGUUUUGCAAGGAAGCAAAGAUCAAGCAAGAGCAAGUAGUUUUCUAGUGCAAGAAGCACUGCUCUUGCAUUGUAAGUGUAGGCCAGUGGGUAGACAGUGGGCCAGUGGUAGACUCCUAUGUAUUUUAGGGGACAAAAUGUACAGUAAUUUGCAAAAGUGCAUCAAUAAUGCCUGUGCAUUGCAGUGAGAGCUCUUAAUGAUAAGUUUUCUAGGACCAGUGCUUUGAAACUUAUUUGCCAUAGUUUACGCAUGAAUGAAUACUAAAGUAUUGCUUUUAAUUUUAUAUGCACGCAGAAAGAAAUGUAACCCCAGCACACAACUCUGUUAAACAUCCAGUGCUUCAAAUAAAUGUAUGGCAAGUAUAUUAUGUCGAUGAUGGCAGUGUUCUUUUAAUAAGGGAAGCUUUCAUUUGUUCUAUAAGUUCAAAAAGUAGACCUCGGGCUGCUCUUUUUAAUCCUGUUUCGAAUGACAGAAAUGAAACUUUACCAGGAACGAGUUUUACCAUAAACCAGAAUUUUGGAAGAUGGAAAGUAAAUGACAGUUUCCUUCCCUCUUGGAAAGUGACAUUGUCAGCACUGAAAUCUUGUACUUUUACAUAAAUCGAAGUUAGGGCCAGUGGUGUAGAGGGCCGUGGUGGUUUCUUUGAAAAGCUUUUAGACUUCAAUGAUGUUAUUUGACUGGCAGUCUUCAUUUUGCCAGUACCAUACUGUCUUGUGCUUAGUUAAUUCAGUUGUUGCUGCCCCAUUUUUCGACUGCAGUCCUUUCACUUGCAUUGAGUUUCUGACUCAACGUAGGUUCAGGAAAAGGCACGCAGUAUUAGAAACAUAAGUGACAUUGCAUGGCUGUGGCAUGAAAGAUGUGAUUUCAUUUGUUUUCAAUGAUGCGUUGUCCCACUGUUACUUCAGCAUGCGAUGCACUGUUGACUACAUUUUGUUUUAAUUUUACAUUUUGUUUCAAGGCAUAUAUCGUUAUUUAAGCAGUUCAUUCCUUUUAUGUAGUGUCAUAGCUUUUCCUUUUUCUGAUCUUGCUUUGUGUUGUAGCAGAUGUUGCAUUUUCUGAUGUCACAGCUUUGUCUCCUCUGCGUUUUAGCAUGUUUGCGGCUCUUAGAAGAUGCAGAUAAUUUUAUCAAAUGUACCUUUGUACAUUUGUCUACCUUGUGGCCUCAUUGCUUGGCUAUGGCACACACACAAGAAUUGUUUCUGCAAUAAAAGUGUUUACAAGCAA